AUGAUGCAUCGUGUCCGGAAGUUGCUGCUCUGCGAGCUGGCGUGGUGUCUCCUAUCGCUGCUUGUGCCGAGCGGGCAAACGAUCGAGGUGCACGAGGAAGUCAACGAGGGUCCAAUCGGAGCGCACCUCCGCCUAAAUGUCAGUACCGGGCCGCCCCCCACGACGGCAAUGGCCGACGAGCGCGAUGUAAAUGACCCACCGCCAGCACUUCCGCCCGGGGGCACCGAUAAUUACACCACCACCGCAUUUCCCAGCAAUCAUCGGCAGCAUUCCGGGGCGAACAUUCCGACAGCGUCAUCAGCAACGACGGAAACAGAGGCUCCCGCUACAACCACAACAACAUCGCUAUCGAGCCUCGCUUCCGGUCCAUCGACCCCGGCGGCCAGCAGUCGGACCCCGGCGGGGCUUUCGUCCUUUAGAGCAGCUAAUUCUGCGAUCGUACACGAUCGUUCGGGCCAGCAUCAAAUAUCGAGCUACCGGAAGCGCCAGCUGUACGCGAGUGCGGUGCUGCAGAGGAACUCGAGCCACUUCCAGCGCGAUCAAGGUUCCGAGGGACAGUUUACGAAGGAGUUCAUCCCGUCACCCGAGGUGGUACCGUUCUUCAACGAGGAAAACUCACAAGGAAACUUCAUGCCGACCAGCGUCGGUGGAGUGGUUGAUGCACCCUACCCGAGCGGACCGUUGACGGAGGGCGACUCCAAGUGGUACGCCGGCUACGGACCGGCGACCUACACGAGCCCGGCGAAGGCACCUGCGACUAGACCCGCCGUAGACCGAGAGUCGUCGGGGAAAUGGGAUCGUAAAUUCCCUGGCACCUGGCAUCGGCACCGGGAGCCCAACGUGGUACACUUUCCACAGGAUGCCCGGCCCGUUCCGACGUUUCCCUCGCCGAAGGGAAAGUGGAAGUGGAUUCCGGAGGACGACAACGACGGCGCAAGCGAGGAAACGCCACCGGCCGGCGUUAAAGGAAACCCCCUAGCGACGCCAUUUUCUUCCUCCGCCAGCCUGCAGCAGCCGUACUUUGGCAAGUACUACUUUACGCACCCAACGGUGAAAAACCAUCCGUACUCGUUCGAUCGGACACCCGGCGUCGAAGGCACCUCCAGUCCAACCCCUUUCAGUAGCGAAGGAGGAACGGUGUCCACCAACGUCGUCACCGGCGGGAACAGUUCCGAAACUGGCCUUGGUGGCGAAGAGCAGCCGAACGGCUCCACCGACCUGAAGCUGAUCGGCAAGGAGGAUGGCCACUUGAAAAGUAACGUGUCGCCCUGGAAGAAAAUCAUCCACGUGCUGAGUGCGGCCAUCCCGAUCGGGCUGCUGAUAUCGGUUCUCACGCCGCAGGUCGUCUACAUCAACCCGAACGCCACGCAGCCACCGAUUCAGCUGCAAACGCCAACCCCAAUCAGUGGAGCUGGACCAACGACCGGCGGAAUACGCCAGCGAAGCCUUGGACCGGAUACGGCCCGCAUGCUGUUGGCCGCACGAGGCCUCGGCACCGAUCCGGUGGCGCUGGUCAAGCUCUUCCACAAGCUGGCGGCCCUCGAGCGCGACGUGGACCGGUCGGCCGGUGAAGGGUUCGAUGGCAGCAACCGGCUGCCGGACGCCACCGGCCAACUCCAGGGAUGCGACUGGAAGCUGCUGUGCCAGCUCGCCCGCCAAGGAAUGCUGCCCGACUCGGACGCACUGCACCGGACGCUGUGGAAGAUCGCCAGCGAGACACCGUCGGACGUGCUCGCGCGGCUCGGCCUGGAGGAAGUCUUCCGCAUCAUCCGGAGCGGAGAGUGCGACCGGCUGCAACGCACCUGCGAUCAGGACACUCGAGACGAGCACGAGUAA
Molecule: messenger RNA, 1836 nt
Organism: Anopheles coustani
Lineage: Eukaryota; Metazoa; Arthropoda; Insecta; Diptera; Culicidae
Exons: 7
Coding region: 1-1836 (611 amino acids)
Source: RefSeq, a predicted model, not a curated record